Medicago truncatula (barrel medic) is the source of this 1496-nucleotide messenger RNA. RefSeq names its product NAC domain-containing protein 30. The transcript is spliced from 4 exons. Bases 144 to 1199 code for a protein of 351 amino acids. Gene Ontology annotation, molecular function: DNA binding. Lineage: Eukaryota; Viridiplantae; Streptophyta; Magnoliopsida; Fabales; Fabaceae. Gene Ontology annotation, biological process: regulation of DNA-templated transcription. The record is from RefSeq and is a predicted model, not a curated record.
AUAUAUAUAUAUAGCACUAUAUCCUCUCUUUAAACAAACAUUCACCACCUUAUUACUCUCAUAACACAUCUCUCUUCCUCUCUCUCUCAUACACACACACUCUUCUAUUCUCUUCCAGUACUUGUAGCAUCCUCAAGAAGAAUAUGACAUCAAAUCAAAUUACUGAGAGAUCACCAUCAAUGGAUAUGGAAUCAUGUGUACCUCCAGGGUUUAGAUUUCAUCCAACAGAAGAAGAACUUGUAGGGUAUUACCUCAACAGGAAGAUUAACUCACUGAAAAUUGAUCUAGAUGUUAUUGUUGAAGUUGAUCUCUACAAAAUUGAACCAUGGGACAUACAAGAUAGAUGCAAGCUAGGAUAUGAGCAACAGAAUGAGUGGUACUUUUUCAGCCACAAAGAUAAGAAGUAUCCUACAGGAACAAGAACUAAUAGAGCCACUGCUGCUGGAUUCUGGAAAGCUACUGGAAGAGAUAAAGCUGUGACUUCCAAAAACAGAAUAAUAGGAAUGAGGAAGACACUUGUCUUUUACAAGGGACGUGCCCCAAAUGGAAGGAAAACUGAUUGGAUCAUGCAUGAAUAUAGACAUCAAACCUCUGAACAUGGUCCUCCACAGGAAGAAGGAUGGGUUGUGUGCAGGGCAUUUAAAAAGCCAAGUCCAAGUCACAGGCCAGGUUAUGAACCAUGGUAUAGUAAUCAACAACAACCACAGUAUUUCAGAGAUGAUCAAAACUAUGCAACAACAAGACCUUUAUCAAUUACAGAUAUUUUGCAUGAAAAUCGUUUACUCCUUCAAAAUCCUGCAGCUGAAGGUACAAGUUUUAGUCACCCCUUUAGCAAUGAUCAACAGUUUCUAUCAAACCAAAAUACUCUUGUUAUGGACAACAAACAACUCAUUGAACUUCCACAGUUAGAUAGUCCAACAACAAGUUUUGCAAUCAAAGAAAAUACUCAUCACAAUGGACUCACAAUUGAAGAAUAUUGCAGUGAAGAAAGGAGCAAUAAUAUUAAUAAUAACAAUGGACAAGUAAUUGAUUGGAAAAGCUUGGACAAUUUGUUCACUUCAACAAAUCAAUUUACAGAUACAGCUAAUUACUUUUCAAAUCAAAAUAGCAUGCCAUUGAUGAUACCUCAUAGUCAACAUGAGCUACAAUCUCAUCAAAAUCAAGCUAAUCAUAUCUUAGGUUGCUUUCCUGAUUCAUAACUUGAGUGUGACAAUAUAUAUAUUCAUAUAUUAUAGCCAAUAAGUAAGAUGAUAUGGAUUCAUUAUAUCUUAGUUUUCCAUUUCAUCUUACUACAAAGCUAAUUUAGAAUUUUCUGAUAUUAUAUACAUUUUUUAAGUGAUAAUGGAGAUUCACUUGAAGAGUGACCUAGCUCCAUAAUUUGUUUAGAGUUCAUAAUUUUCUUUCUUUCUUUUGGAUUACCAAUUAUAAGUUUAACUUUGUACUGUGUCCUUGGCUAUGUAACUCAUAAAUGUACAUUCUCUUUUUUUGCAUGCAUA